This is a messenger RNA of Penicillium angulare, 951 nucleotides long. RefSeq names its product putative short chain dehydrogenase/reductase. Bases 1 to 951 code for a protein of 316 amino acids. Gene Ontology annotation, molecular function: oxidoreductase activity. NCBI's taxonomy places the organism in Eukaryota, Fungi, Ascomycota, Eurotiomycetes, Eurotiales, Aspergillaceae. The transcript has a single exon. Gene Ontology annotation, cellular component: endoplasmic reticulum. The record is from RefSeq and is a predicted model, not a curated record.
AUGGCAUCGACAGAUUGGACGAAACCACUCGCCUACAUAGGCCUCACAACAGUAGCCUAUACAGCCUUCAAACUUAUCCGUGGAGCAUCUAUCUACCUCCACCCCAGCACACUGACAAAAGAAUACAACCCGACAGGCAAAAACUGGGCGCUCGUAACAGGCGCAACAGAUGGAAUCGGGUUCGGAUUCUGUCAAGAGCUAUGCGCACGUGGAUUCAACGUAAUUCUACACGGGCGCAAUGAAACAAAGCUUCAAAAACGCGCAAAGGAACUAGAAGCCGAGUUCCCAGCUCAAAAGACCGAUAUCAUCGUUCUAGACGUUGUGGGCGUGACAAACGCCAUUGACGAAGUAAGCAGUCAAGUUCGGGAGAUUCUAGCACGAAACGGGGGAGAACUAAGUGUGCUGGUGAAUAAUGUUGGAGGGGACUCGAAGCCAUAUACAAUGUUGGAGGCCUAUACGUUUGAAGAAGCGCAGGAGACAUUGGACAAAAAUGCAGUAUUCAUGUUGCAGAUUACACGCGUGCUGCUGCCGCUGUUAGCAGCUGGGGGGCGUGGAAUAGUGCUCAAUGUCUCGUCUAUCGCGGUGUAUGGAAUGCCGUUUAUUAGUGUCUAUUCUGCAUCGAAGGGGUUCGUGGAUACAUUGACGCGGGCCUUGGAGGCGGAGUGUGUUGCUGAAGGCCGGAAUGUGGAUGUGAUGGGACUACGUGUUGGGCCGACGAGGACGUCUGCAUUUGAUAUCAAGGCUGGGUUGUUUGUUCCUAAUUCUCGGGAGCUGGCGACGGGGGCGUUGAAUCGUGUUGGGUGUGGUGAGGUGAUUGCUUGGGCGUAUUUCUGGCACUCGGUGCAAGGGGUGAUAUUUGAUGUACUGCCUCGGUCGGUGUUGAUGAAGAUUACGGCGAAGAAGAUGAGAGAAUUGAAGAAGGAAGAGGAGGAAAAGGCGAAGAAAAGAUAA